AUGGGUAGUCUGACGGAACCAUUCUCCCUUACGGCCCACCCGUAUCGCUCGCCAGCCGGCAAGAACUGUGCAUAUGAACUGGGAAAGAACACAGCACAGAAUGCCCUCGUCUUCCUAGGCGGUCUUGGAGAUGGACCCCACACGACACCCUAUGUCCGCUUUAUGGCACGAUAUCUGGAGACACAGCCAGAUCUAGAUUACUCCGUCUUUGAGAUUCGUAUGCGAAGCUCAUUUGAACAAUGGGGGACAUCCAGCUUGCAGGAAGACGUUGAGGAUGCCUCUGCUCUGGUCAAGUACCUGCGUGAGAAAGGCAGAAACAAGAUUAUCCUAAUGGGGCAUUCUACUGGCUGCCAGGAUUGCAUGGAAUAUACAAACUACGCUCGCCACAACAAUGAGCCGGUUGAUGGGUUCAUCCUGCAGGCACCGGUGUCGGACAGAGAGGGCCUCGAGGGCAUGUUCCCCGAAUGGCGGGACAGCCUCGCGGUGGCAGACCAGAUGAUCGCCGAAGGCAAGUCAGACUGGUGCAUACCCAAGGACAAGGUGCCGCCAGUGUUCAACUGCCCCAUGACGGCCUACAGACUUCGAUCGUUGAUCGCUAAAGGUGGUGAUGAUGACUACUUCUCAACCGACCUGGAUGAGAAAGUAAAGGGAUUCUGGGGGAGGUUCCAGAAACCCGUCCUGGUUUUGCAUUCAGAGAAGGACGAGUUUGUCCCCGCACACAUUGAUCAAGCUGCGUUGAACAAGAGAUACCAGGAGGCCAGUCCGAUGGUGAGCCAACUGUCGGGGCUGAUACCAAAUACUGGUCACGCUGUACCGAACGAAGACGCAAGGCAGUGGCUGUCGGAAAAGGUUGCGGAGUUUCUACGCGCCCUGCAGUAA
Clonostachys rhizophaga is the source of this 879-nucleotide messenger RNA. The record is from the annotation of a GenBank genome assembly. Lineage: Eukaryota; Fungi; Ascomycota; Sordariomycetes; Hypocreales; Bionectriaceae.